Messenger RNA from Neospora caninum, 579 nucleotides. RefSeq lists its product as hypothetical. The transcript is spliced from 5 exons. Lineage: Eukaryota; Apicomplexa; Conoidasida; Eucoccidiorida; Sarcocystidae. Bases 1 to 579 code for a protein of 192 amino acids. The record is from RefSeq and is a predicted model, not a curated record.
AUGGUAGAGGCCGAAACGCACCAGUUCAAGGCGGCUCUACCCCCUUUCGGAUGCCCCGUCGAUACUGUCGAGGAGUGGAGAAUCGCGUUUCUACUCUACGCACCUUUCGAAGGUCUUGUAGACUCGUCGCUUCCUCCUCCGUACCGGAAAGAGCUUGACGUUCUCAAGGAUGUGUGCGAAAAACAUGGAUGGCACAUUGACCCCAAGUCUCUCAGUCCAGAAUGCAAACAAGCCCUCCUGUGGCUGCACUGCAAGUUGCAAGAUGCGAUGGUCCUCUGCAGCGGCAGGGCUACCAACUGGAAAUACACGGCUCCAAGCGACAUUCAGACAGCACAGCAAUACUGCUCGAAAACAGGAUCACCGAUCUUCGCAGCGUGCGGGAAAGUGGCACAGGCUGGUGGUCCCGCCGCGGAGGCUUAUCCACUCAGUGGGUGCAGGAGCUUCAAUAAGGAGACUGGGCAGUCACCUCCAGGAGCCGUGAUAGUGUACUCAGGCGGCCAUAGAGGUGGCCCCUCUCUGUCAAUCAUUUUGACAGUUGCAUUGAGCAUUGCUAGUUUUUAUUCAGAGCAUCAUGGGUAG